AAAUGCCCCAACUAGAUGUGUGAUGAAUUUUUAGAUGUGAUCUACUGGUUUCGACAGAUCAUCGCUGUGGUUCUGGGUGUCAUUUGGGGAGUUUUGCCAUUGCGAGGUUUCUUGGGAAUAGCAGGAUUCUGCCUGAUCAAUGCAGGAGUCCUGUACCUCUAUUUCAGCAAUUACCUACAGAUCGAUGAGGAAGAGUACGGUGGCACGUGGGAACUCACAAAAGAAGGUUUUAUGACAUCUUUUGCGUUGUUUAUGGUCAUUUGGAUCAUCUUUUACACUGCCAUCCACUAUGAUUGAUAGUGGACAGACAGCUCCCACCUGUUUCCUGUCCAGUCCAAAGGACCCUCUUAAUUACAGCACAGAAAAAUAAUCACUGGGGCUCCCCGGCCACAUGGAACCUGGAAGACCC
This is a messenger RNA of Fukomys damarensis (Damara mole-rat), 409 nucleotides long. RefSeq lists its product as uncharacterized. The transcript has 4 exons. Gene Ontology annotation, biological process: mitochondrial respirasome assembly. Lineage: Eukaryota; Metazoa; Chordata; Mammalia; Rodentia; Bathyergidae. The record is from RefSeq and is a predicted model, not a curated record. The coding region runs from base 16 to 297 and encodes 93 amino acids.